Molecule: messenger RNA, 1777 nt
Organism: Camelus dromedarius (Arabian camel)
Lineage: Eukaryota; Metazoa; Chordata; Mammalia; Artiodactyla; Camelidae
Product: UDP-glucuronosyltransferase 2B31-like
Exons: 6
Coding region: 4-1581 (525 amino acids)
Molecular function (GO): glucuronosyltransferase activity
Source: RefSeq, a predicted model, not a curated record
AAGAUGUCUAUGAAAUGGAUCUCCCUUCUGCUGCUGCUGCAGCUGAAUUGCUACUUUAGUUCUGGGAGUUGUGGGAAGGUGCUGGUGUGGCCAGUGGAAUAUAGUCAUUGGAUUAAUAUGAAGACAAUUCUGGAUGAACUUGUCACGAAGGGUCAUGAGGUGACUGUCCUGAUAUCUUCAGCUUCCAUUUUUAUUGAUCCCAAUACACAAUCUCUAUUAAAUUUGAGAUUUUUAACUAAAGAUGAUUUUAAGUAUGUCUUCAAGCAUUUGCUUGAUAAAUGGACAUAUUUGGCAAAAGACUCAUUUUGGACUUAUUUUUCAACAGUUGAAAGUAUCUUGUGGGAAUAUUCUGAUAUGCAAAUGAAACUCUGUAAAGAUGUUGUUUCAAACAAGAAACUUAUGACAAAACUACAUGAAUCAAGGUUUGACGUUGUUCUUGCAGAUGCCGUCGGACCCUGUGGUGAGCUGCUGGCUGAGAUACUUCAAAUCCCGUUAGUGUACAGUCUCCGCUUCUCUCCGGGCUUUGCACUGGAGAAGUAUGGUGGAAAACUUCCACUCCCACCAUCCUACGUACCGGUUAUCAUGUCAGAAUUAGGUGAUCAAAUGACAUUCAUGGAGAGGGUGAAAAAUAUGAUGUACGUACUUUAUUUUGACUUUUGGUUCCAGACAUUUAAUGAGAAGAAGUGGAAUCACUUUUACAGUGAAGUACUAGGAAGACCCACUACAUUAUUGGAGACAGUUGGGAAAGCUGACAUGUGGCUCAUUCGAAACUACUGGGAUUUUGAAUUCUCUCGACCACGGCUACCAAAUUUUGAAUUUGUAGGAGGCCUCCACUGCAGACCUGCCAAACCUCUGCCUAUGGAAAUGGAAGAGUUUGUCCAGAGCUCAGGAGAAGAUGGUAUUGUGGUGUUUACUUUGGGGUCGAUUGUCACUAACAUAACAGAAGAAAGAGCCAAUGUGAUUGCAUCAGCCCUUGCCCAGAUUCCACAAAAGGUUCUUUGGAGAUACCAUGGCAAGAAACCAGAUACCUUAGGACCCAAUACUCGGCUGUACAAGUGGAUCCCCCAGAACGACCUUCUUGGUCAUCCAAAAACCAAAGCUUUUAUAACUCAUGGUGGAGCCAAUGGCAUUUAUGAGGCCAUCUACCACGGGAUCCCUAUGGUGGGCAUUCCUUUGUUUGCUGACCAACCCGAUAACAUCGCUCACAUGACGGCCAAGGGGGCAGCUGCCAGACUGGACUUGGACACAAUGUCAACAACAGAUUUGCUCAAUGCAUUGAACCAAGUCAUUAAUAAUCCUUCCUACAAGCAGAAUGCUAUGAGGUUAUCAACCAUUCAACACGAUCAACCUAUAAAGCCCCUGGACCGAGCAGUCUUCUGGAUCGAGUUUGUCAUGCGCCACAAAGGAGCCAAGCACCUGCGGCCAGCCGCUCACGACCUCACCUGGUACCAGUACCACUCUCUGGAUGUGAUUGGGUUCCUGCUGGCCUGUGUGGCAGCUGCUCUCUUGGUCAUCACAAAAUGCUGUCUGUUUUGCUGCCAGAAGUUUCCUAUAGCAGGAAAGAAGGAAAAAAAGGAGUAACUCUAUCUGAGGCCUGAAGCAGGAACACCCCAUACAUGGAUCUGUUUCAGUUGAUUCCAGCAAGAAGGAGUUAUGAUGAGGUUCCUGUCCUCCUGUGACAAAAGGACUUUUUACAAUUUAGCAUCAAAGAUCAAAAUUUGCUUUCAAGGGAUUUUCUUCCUGCUUGAGAGUUAGAAAUAUGUUAUGAAAAGAGAAA